GGGACAUAAACCGGAAAAACUACCUGGAGGUUUGUUUUCCGCAGCACGUAGCUGGUCUCUGUUACAAACAAGGGUUUUAAUCCUUAACUGUUCGUUUCGUUUUUAAUCUUAUCGACAGAUUCGUUAGCAGAAAUGGGAGUCCCGGCGUUUUUCCGAUGGCUGAGCAGAAAGUACCCGUCCAUCAUCGUUCACUGUUUGGAGGAGAAGGGGAAAGAGUGUAAUGGAGUUCGUAUUCCUGUGGACACUACCAAGCCCAACCCCAAUGAGGUGGAAUUUGACAAUCUAUACUUGGACAUGAAUGGGAUCAUCCAUCCGUGCACACAUCCUGAAGACAAACCUGCUCCCAAAAACGAGGAUGAAAUGAUGGUUGCCAUCUUUGAAUACAUCGAUCGGCUGUUCAACAUCGUUCGUCCCAGGAGGGUUCUGUACAUGGCCAUAGAUGGAGUGGCUCCACGAGCCAAAAUGAACCAGCAGCGCUCUCGGCGGUUUCGUGCCUCAAAAGAAGGAGUGGAGCUGAUGGAGGAGAAGAGUCGUGUGAGGGAGGAGAUCAUCCAGAGAGGAGGUUUUCUUCCACCUGAGGACAUCAAAGAGCGGUUUGACAGCAACUGCAUCACUCCAGGAACAGAGUUCAUGGACAACCUGGCUCGGUGUUUACGAUACUACGUGGCUGACAGACUCAGCAACGACCCAGGAUGGAAGAACAUCGUUGUGUUCCUGUCAGACGCCAGUGUUCCAGGGGAAGGUGAACACAAGAUCAUGGAUUUUAUCAGGAGGCAGAGAGCUCAGCCCAACCACGACCCCAACACACACCACUGCCUGUGUGGAGCCGACGCUGACCUUAUCAUGCUGGGCCUGGCCACUCACGAACCCAACUUCACCAUCAUCAGGGAGGAGUUCAAGCCCAACAAACCUCGACCCUGUGCUCUCUGUGGACAGAUGGGUCACGAGCUUAAGGAAUGUGCAGGUGUGGCCAGAGAGAAGCAGGGAAAGAACGAUGAGUUUGCAGACUCAAUGCCAGCAGCUGAGCAGGAGUUCAUCUUUAUCCGACUGUGUGUCCUGAGGGAGUACCUGUCCAGAGAGCUGACCAUGGCCAGCCUCCCGUUUCCUUUUGACUUUGAGCGCAGUGUAGACGACUGGGUCUUCAUGUGCUUCUUUGUAGGCAACGACUUCCUGCCUCACCUUCCGUCUCUGGAGAUCAGGGAAGGGGCUAUAGACCGACUGGUCAACAUCUACAAAGAUGUUGUACAUAAAACAGGAGGAUACCUCACCCACAAUGGUUUUGUCAAUCUGGAACGAGUAGAGAUGAUCAUGCAGGCUGUGGGCGUCGCCGAGGACAACAUCUUCAAAAAACGCAAAGAAGACGAUGAAAAUUUCAAGAGGAGGAACAAAGAAAAACGGAAGCGGAUGAGAGCUGAGCAGCAGGGUCCGGCUUUCCUGACCACUGGGCAGUUUGCUCCUCAGGCCCUGGGGAGGCGAGAUCGACCAGAACCCGUCCAAAAUGCUCGACACCAGGCCUACGGCAUGAGGAUGCAUUCCAACAUGGAUGCUGCUCAGUCGCUGAAGGCCACCAUGAAGAACGGAGGCAACCCAUCUGCAAGCUUCAGUGACAGCAGAGGAGCCAAGAGGAAAGCUGAGGACAGCGACAGCGAGCCAGAGCCUGAAGACAACGUCAGGCUGUGGGAGGAGGGCUGGAAGCAGAGGUACUACAAGUCCAAGUUUGAUGUGGAUGCAACAGACGAAGGUUUUCGGACCAAGGUGGUUCAGUCCUAUGUGGAGGGUCUAUGCUGGGUGCUGCGCUAUUACUAUCAGGGCUGUGGCUCCUGGAAGUGGUACUUCCCAUUCCACUACGCUCCAUUUGCUUCAGACUUCAAAGACAUCAAUGGGAUGUUCACUGAUUUCGAGAAGGACACCAAACCAUUUAAACCUCUAGAGCAGCUGAUGAGUGUAUUUCCUGCAGCCAGUGGUAACUUCCUGCCACUAUCCUGGAGAAACCUGAUGAUCAGUGUGAAUUCGUCCAUUAUCGAUUUCUACCCGGACGACUUUGCUAUUGAUCUAAAUGGAAAGAAGUUUGCCUGGCAGGGUGUUGCCUUGUUGCCUUUUGUGGAUGAGCGUCGGCUGAGGGCAGCCCUGGCUGAUGUUUAUCCUGACCUCACACCUGAUGAAGAGAGAAGAAACAGUCUGGGAAGUGACGUGUUGUUCCUAGGAAAGCCUCACCCGCUGUUUGACUUCAUACACGAACUCUACCGUUCAGAAUCUCACCAGGUCUCUACAAUCCCUGCUGAGCUCUGCCAUGGAAUCCAGGGUUCAUUAAACCUCGAUGAAGACCCAAUUCUGCCAGAUAAGAUAGUGAAGUCUCCGAUCCCGACGCUGCGAGACAUUUCUCACUGCAGCGCCAUCAAUGUGAAGUUCAAGGAUCCUCAGUUUGCAGAAGGUUUUGUGUUCAAAGCUGUCCUGCUGUCUGGAGCCAAGAUUCCCAGUAAGGUGCUGAAACCAGGAGACUGGGAGAGAGGGAACAGGGAACCGUGGAGACCACAGCUGGGCUUCAACCCCAACAGACAACAGGCUCACCUGAACCAGUCAGCCUUCAGGGCUCUUGGUCACAGUCUGAACAGAAACCAGAAUGUGAGGGGGCAGUACAGCAACACACCACCCCCCAGCAGCUACCGCCAGGGAGGCUUCCGCCCCACACAGAGCUCAGCCCACCAACCUGUCAUGUAUUCCAGGCAGAGCACUACACCUGGAGCUCCGCCCUCCUUCAGCGGCCAUCAGCCUCCAUUUACAAGGCAGCAGCAGCCGUUCAGAGCGGGGGGGCCUGUCUGGGACCAGCAGAACCCGAACCGCGGAGGUUACCAGCAGCACUACGCGCAGUGGCCCAACCGGCGUGAGGAUCGCCGUGACAACCGGGAUCCGCAUCAGCAGGCCUUCUCCAGAAGCUACCCUCCCCCACCUCCAUCCAGGCGCUACAACUGGAACUAAACCGGGUCUUGUAGCAGAACCCAGAUGUUCUGAACUGGUUUCUGAGAGAAAAUUCUCCAAGUGGAUCAAUUUGAAUGAAACCAGUGAACUAAAAUUAUAAUUCGGGUUUAAGAGGUUUUUAUCAAACUUUAACUUUUAUUCAAUAGUAAAGAAAACAUUAGUUUAAUGUUACUGCUGAAACUCCAAUAAACAUUUUUCUGACAUUAAA
Molecule: messenger RNA, 3184 nt
Organism: Nothobranchius furzeri (turquoise killifish)
Lineage: Eukaryota; Metazoa; Chordata; Actinopteri; Cyprinodontiformes; Nothobranchiidae
Source: RefSeq, a predicted model, not a curated record